Molecule: messenger RNA, 2971 nt
Organism: Ipomoea triloba (trilobed morning glory)
Lineage: Eukaryota; Viridiplantae; Streptophyta; Magnoliopsida; Solanales; Convolvulaceae
Product: pentatricopeptide repeat-containing protein At1g73400, mitochondrial-like
Exons: 7
Coding region: 467-2197 (576 amino acids)
Molecular function (GO): protein binding
Source: RefSeq, a predicted model, not a curated record
ACACACACCCAAAUACAACCUAACCCUACCCAUCUUCUGCCGCCCUCACCCAUCGCGUCCUUCUCGUCUCCGAUUCUCCUCCUCGGCGUCUCCGACUCGCUGCCUCGGCGCACUCAUCGUCUCCUUCUAUCUCGCAGCCUCUUCAGUUCCGGUUCUCCGCCCUAGGCACCUUCGGCUCUCUGCCCUCUGCGCUUUCGAUUUCGAAGCUCCUCUCUCAUCACACCUGCAAGGCAAUCCAUUGAACAGGGUUUUCAAGAUAAACAUGAUAAAAAAGGUUGUAGCAUUUACAUCGACCGGUUUCAGUUGGUUAUGAUGCUCAAAAUUUUCAAUUGGUUUUUCGGUCGGUUAUGUAACCGACUGUUUGCUCACCCCUACAUAUUAGGACAAUUAGUUUGCUUAACUUUGCCAUGUAGUUCUGCGAUAUCAAGCAAAUUUUCAAGUUGUACUUAGCUUUCCAUUUUUGGCAAUGUUCCAGCUCAAAGUUGUUUCAUAUGGUUGCAAGAGCAAGAGCGUUGUUAAGGUGAUGUGCUUGAAUCAACAGAUGCUUCAUCCCCUUAAAUUUUCAUGCUCAGUUCUUCGUGGGUAUACAAACAUAUUUGCGAGGAAUUUUCUCGCAGUGAAUAAAAUUAGCACGACUGACACAAUUUGGGCUCCAAAAAUAGGUUCAAAUUUUGAUGUGCAAUUGUUAAAUUUAUUUGGUGGGAUUUUUUCUCGUAAUUACACUUCAGGAACUGUUGGAUUGGAGAAUGUAUCUGAUUAUUGUAGCACUGCUGAUAAGGUAUACCAGACUAUCAUGGAUUACUCUAAUCCUGUGCAUAAGAUGGAGAUAGCUCUCGAUAAACUAGGCGUGGAACUGACUACUCCUCUGGUGGUAGAGGUCCUGAAUAAGCUUCGAUAUGAGGAGAAAUUAGCAUUUAGGUUCUUCACGUGGGUGGGGAAGCAGGAAAAUUAUGGUCAUGAGCCUCAGGUGUACAAUGAGAUGAUUGAUAUAUUGUCUAGUACAAAGUACAAGGUAAAGCAGUUCCGAAUUGUUUGUGAUCUUCUGGACUACAUGAAGAGGAACAGUAAGAGUUCUGUUCCUGUCGAAGCGAUGCUAACUAUUCUGAGGCAGUAUACUGAAAAGCAUUUGACUCAUCUUCACAAAUUUGCAAGGAAGAAGAAAAUAAGGGUGAAGACGCCACCCGAGAUCUAUGCCUUCAAUUUACUGUUAGAUGCUCUAUGUAAGUGCACUCUUGUUGAGGAUGCUGAAGCCAUGUUUAGGAGAUUAAAGAACAAGUUAAACCCAAAUGCAGAUACUUAUAACAUUCUGUUUUUUGGAUGGUGUAGAGUUAGAAACCCAACUAGAGGUAUGGGUGUACUUGAAGACAUGAUCAAAAUGGGGCAUACACCUGAUAACUUCACAUACAAUACUGCAAUAGAUAGUUUUUGCAAAGCGGGCAUGGUUACAGAGGCUUCUGAACUACUGGAAUUUAUGAGAACUCAAGGUUCAACCAUGUCUAGCCCCACUGCAAAAACCUAUUCCAUUAUGAUUGUGGCUCUUGUUCAGAAUGAUAGAAUGGAGGGAUGCUUUAAGGUUCUUGGGGAUAUGAUAAGUAGCGGAUGCCUUCCUGAUGUUUCAACAUAUAAAGAUCUCAUUGAAGGUAUGUAUUUGGUUGGAAAGAUCGAGGCAGCUUAUAAACUUCUGGAAGAGAUGGGAAGCAAAGGUUAUCCUCCUGAUGUUGUUACUUUCAACUGCUUUCUUAAGGUCCUGUGUCACAAUAAUGACAGAGAUGAAGCACUUAGGCUUUAUCAUAAAAUGAUUGAAGUGGGUUGUGUUCCUAGUGUACAAACUUUCAAUAUGCUAAUUGCAAUGUUUUUUAAGAUUAAUGAUGUCGAUGGUGCAUUUGAGACAUGGCGGGAGAUGGAUAAUCAAGGCUGUGCACGGGAUACAGAGACGUACUGUGUGAUGAUUGAAGGGCUCUUUGUUAGCGAUAAUACUCAAGAUGCGUGUUUUCUGUUGGAAGAAGUGAUAUCCCGGGGAAUGAAGCUUCCUUAUCAGAAAUUUGACUCUUUUCUAUUGCAGCUUUCUGAAGUUGGUAAUCUCAAAGCUAUACAUAAACUGUCAGAGCAUAUGAGGACCUUCUACAACCCAGCUAUGGCAAGACGAUUUGCGCUGAACCAGAAGCGCAAGAGCAUGAGUUUAAGAGGGAAGUGCUAAAAGGAGCUCAAGGUCAAUGAUACACAUCAUAUAAACUGGCAAAGAACAAAGUUUGGAGGACGACGGUGAAUUGAUAUUAUCAGCUUGUAACUUCCGGACCAUGUCAUUUACAGUAGAAGUUCUGCGCAAGGAAGUUGCCAAGUGCCAGAGGGGAAGACAUUGCUCAAGUAUAAAAUAGCCUUGGAAAAGUCAUCUGGGUUGGAAGAAUUGCUUCAUGGUGUUUGUUUAGUUCUGUUCCCUAAACCAAGUGAUUAAGAUGCUCGGAGAGAUUUGAUCUACAUAAUUAAUGAAAUUGUCAAGGAAAUUUAUGGUUGCUCUCGUGAUAUUCCUGAUCUAUUUGCAGCAAAUAAUGACCUAGAUCUAUCUGUUAAUGAAGAUUAAGACUCUCAAGAAGCUUGCAAAGAAGCUUUAUUUACUUCAGUGUAAAUUUCAAAAACUGACAUUUAUGGGUAUGGCAUCUUACUUAAUUCACAUGACAUUUAUGGAGCCGAGUGGAUUCAUGGUAGCUGACAAACAACUACAAAGCUUUCCAGGCUAGCUUUGUUAAUUAGUUGUUUAUCUGCUACCAUGAAUCCACUCAAAGUGUUACUUCAUUCAUGCUUAACAACACUUGGAGCUAGCUAGAUAGUACUACUGACAUUUAUGGGUAUGCAUGCCAUCUUACUUCACAUGAUUGUAUGUAUAGUAUUACAUUGCAUGCUUAAAAGGUAUAUAUGGACCACUGUACGUACCAAGAAUCCAAUUUAAUUGCAGGCAGGCCAUAAAUUAAAGAGA